AUGAGUGCGAAGUUGCUUCGAAACCUCAUUACGGGCGCGGUUGCGGCCUCCGCAGGUAUCUUCAGCUGCUGCUUCGUCGUACGGCCCGGGGAGGCUGCCAUUCUCUACAACAAGAUCAGUGGUCUUAAGGAAUCCGUGUACGGCGAAGGACUGCAGUUCCGCAUUCUGGGUCUGGACGACAUCAAGAUGUUCAACAUCCGUGUCCGGCCCCGCGUGCUGCAGACCAUGACUGGCACAAAGGACCUGCAAAUGGUAAACAUUCGGCUGCGUGUCUUGUUCCGCCCGCAAAUAGAGCGUCUGCCGCAGAUCUACCGCACCUUUGGAAUGGACUAUGAUGAGCGUAUCCUCCCUUCCGUCAGCAACGAGAUCCUCAAGGCGGUUGUGGCGGAGUACAAGGCGGAGGAACUGAUUCAGAAGCGUGACGUGGUCUCCGCCCGCAUCUAUCAGCUGAUGCAGGAGAAGGUGGCACAGUUUGGCCUCGUCCUGGAAGAUCUUUCCCUCGUCGACAUUCAGUUUGGCAAGGAGUUCAUGAUAGCCGUGGAGCAGAAGCAGGUCGCGCAGCAGGAGGCGGAGCGGUUCCGCUACGUGGUGCAGGAAAAUGAGCAGAAGAAGCGGGCGGCUAUUGUGCGGGCGGAGGGCGAGGCCGAGUCCGCGCGCCUCAUCUCGGAGGCCAUCAAGCGCUCCGGGCAGGGCCUGCUGGAGCUGCGGCGCAUCGAGGCGGCGCUGGACAUCGCCUCGCAGCUGGUGCCGAUGAGGAACGUGACGUUCCUUCCGACCGGCCCCAACGUGCUGAUGAACCUCAAGAACCUGAGCGGCUGA
Messenger RNA from Trypanosoma conorhini, 819 nucleotides. RefSeq names its product prohibitin. Gene Ontology annotation, cellular component: mitochondrion; membrane. The coding region runs from base 1 to 819 and encodes 272 amino acids. The transcript has a single exon. The record is from RefSeq and is a predicted model, not a curated record. Lineage: Eukaryota; Euglenozoa; Kinetoplastea; Trypanosomatida; Trypanosomatidae. Gene Ontology annotation, biological process: mitochondrion organization.